Messenger RNA from Haliotis rubra (blacklip abalone), 2106 nucleotides. Its product is annotated as integrin beta-like protein 1. Gene Ontology annotation, molecular function: integrin binding. The coding region runs from base 50 to 1663 and encodes 537 amino acids. The transcript has 21 exons. Gene Ontology annotation, biological process: cell migration; cell adhesion mediated by integrin; integrin-mediated signaling pathway. NCBI's taxonomy places the organism in Eukaryota, Metazoa, Mollusca, Gastropoda, Lepetellida, Haliotidae. Gene Ontology annotation, cellular component: integrin complex; focal adhesion; cell surface. The record is from RefSeq and is a predicted model, not a curated record.
AAGCCAGGAACAUCCAGCCUAUUAUACGCCGACUCCAGAGACAAGGGAAAUGGACAUCUUGGCUGUCGUAUUGCUGCUUACUGCUGUGAACUUAGCAGUGUCCAGGAAGCCCAUCUGUCCCACAAACGCCACCUCCUGCAGUGAGUGCAUCACCGCCAAUGUCAGGUGCGCGUGGUGCAGCGAGGGAUAUUUUCGAGAACCUCGAUGCUUUCCCUUUAAUAAGCUGAAGAAGGGUUCAACUUGUUAUGAAAAACACAUUGUGUCGCCGGAACGGAUCUUCACGACAAUUAGAAAGGCCCGUGAGAUCAGGCGAAACCGUCCCAUUACACCACAGCUUGUUAACCUCCAUUUGAGACGAGGUGCCAAAGCGAACAUUCCUUUCCGUGUUAAAGCCAAGAAGACACCGGUGAUUAUGCGGUUUCGCUACCCGCGAGGAGUGAGGGUUACAGUACAGGCUGACUGUGAAGGAUUUGAAUGGAAGAAGAAAAUCGCGAAAUGCCCGACAUCAAAUGGAAAUGUGGUGAAUGUUACUAUGACGGUCCAAAUGAAGAGGUGCCUCCCUAAACCAAAAAAGAUCAAGGUGAUUGUUGGCAGCUUUAAAAAGAGGCCCCUGAAGGUUCUCCUCACCUCGGUGUGUCGUUGUGACUGCGAAAAACCAGACGAAGCUGUCAUCGAGUCGGUAGUGUGCCACAAGCAAGGAACGUACGCGUGUGGGCUUUGCUCUUGUAAUGAAGGCAGGUAUGGAGAUAACUGUGAGUGUGGCGGCAGGGAUCAGUGCAUUGCCCGAGGUAUGACUGAGGAGUGCUCUGGUCGCGGCACGUGCUUCUGUGGAAGAUGUCAGUGUAACUCGAUAUCCAGCACCAGUCCUGCGAGAUACUCAGGACGGUUCUGUCAGUGUGACGACACAGCAUGUGUGUAUCACCAGGGAGAAGUUUGUGGAGGAAGAGAUCGUGGGUUGUGUAAAUGCGGCAAGUGCGUUUGCUUCCCUGGCCACAGGGGGCCAAGUUGUGAGAUCAGCAUGGCUGUCGACCGGUGCAGAAACCCAGAAACUUCGAUGUUGUGUAGCGGGCUUGGCCGCUGUGUUGAUAACGUAUGUGAAUGCGAAGAAAGGCUUGAGCCAGUAACUGGUAAGCAGAGGAUAAGCGGCCAGUACUGCCAGUGUGACAGCGGAUCCUGCGACUACUUUAAUGGAAUGAUCUGUGGUGGUCGUGGACGCUGUUCGUGUGGUCAGUGCAUCUGCAACGACGGCUUCAGCGGGGAAGACUGCAGCUUCGACAUGUCUGUUGAUAAAUGCAAAAGUCCCGCUACAGGGCUGAUCUGCAAUGGCCACGGGGACUGUGUCAGUAACCGGUGCAUGUGUGAGCGUCCCUAUGCCGGGCCCUGGUGCGAGGAAUGUCCGACGUGUCCAGGCCAGUGCCAGAUGUUGAAGGACUGUGUCAUGUGCUUCGCGUUUAGUAGCGGUCCGCUCCACCAAGACGCUUGCCAACAACGGUGCCAGCACCUAAAAAUAGAGGUGGUCGAUGAUGUUGCGGUGAUGGAGCGUGGUGGUCCAAACUAUCGAAUGUGUCUACUCCGGGAUGAGGACACGUGUCUGUUUAAGUUCGCAUACGUCGCCAGUGGCCAUAUGCGGGUUCGUGUUGAGAGAACCAGAAUGUGCCCGUGACAACUGCUUCUCGCCAUGCAGCUGUACACAGCUGGAGAAACAACUAUCAUCAGCUGUAGGCCGUGCAAAGUUGGCACAGGUGCAGCCACAAAAAUGUACUAUACCAACAUGUACUGUAUAGACUUUGUGUCUUAUAGCAGGAAACUGAGAGCCUUGUGCUUCCACUUACCUCGGCUUCCAAUUUUCUCUGAUCUACUCACAACCCUCUAUAGAUGGCUUCAGUUUAAAAAAAAUCUUUUUAUUACCCGAUAUUGGUGAAAGUUGCUUGGUUAUUUUAAUAAUGUUUCUGGGGUCUCAUUCUUUUGUAUCUAAACUGAAUCAGCAGAUAAAGGUUCGUCUAAAUGUCGUCAAUUUGCUUGUACUGCAGCAAAACACCCAAAUUCUAUUAUGUAAGAAAACUCCCUUUGAACUAUGUAAAUGAAUGCAUUAUAAUGAUACAACAA